UACAAAACCACACCGCGUUAAAAAAUCAACAAUGGCCUUGUCAUUCAAGAACCAACUUUUCCCACUUACACUACUCUUUCUCAUCACAUUUGCCACCUCAGCUCGAAUCCUUGAUGAAGUAACUGCACCCGUCCCUGAGGCAGAUGCCCCAGUUGCUGAUGAAGCUUCAGGAGUUGGCUCUGGAAUUGGGGCUGCUGGUGGAGCAGCUUCCUCUGUAGGAGGGGCUUCCAGUGGAGGCUCUGCCACAGGAGAUGGGGCUACUGGUGGAGUCACUGCUACGGGAGGUGGGGCUGCUGGUGGAGGUGCGGCUGCUGGUGCAGCCACAGGAGCCGAUGCUGGAGAUGUGGCGCAUGGGGAACACCCUGAAUUGAUCUUUUUCAUGCAUGACAUUCUAGGAGGAUCUAACCCUACAGCCAAAGCAAUCACUGGUGUUGUAACCAACCCUGCUGUUAGUGGGCAAGUCCCCUUUGCUAAGCCCAAUGGUGCAAUCCUCGCUAACCAGAACGGUGGCCGUCAGAGCAAUGGCAACUCUGGUACUAUGAACAACAACAAUGUCCCCUUCCUCACUGGUCUUGGUGGCAUUAAUUCUAAUGUGAUGCAGAACAGUGGUAACAACUACGUUGGAGGGAAUGGUUUCCCUGUUGUGAACGGAGCCCAGCUCACUUCAGGGACAUCCCUGCAGCAGCUUAUGUUCGGAACUAUGAUUGCAAUUGACGAUGAACUCACUGAAGGUCAUGCACUCAACUCAGGUAUGGUAGGCCGCGCUCAAGGGUUUUAUGUCUACAGCUCAGUAGACGGUAAGACCCAAACCAUGGCCUUUACUGCUAUGUUCCAAGAAGGUGGUUAUCAUAACAGUAUCAACUUCUUUGGGGUUCAUCAGACUACUGUCUCUGAAUCUAUUGUUUCCAUAAUGGGUGGUACUGGUAAGUACGUCAAUGCCAAGGGAUUUGCCGUUGUCAAAACACUGCCACCUGUUGAUCAGCACGAGACCGACGGCCUUCAGACUGUGCUCGAAUUCUCUGUUUUCCUUACAUACUAGUGUGCGUUCAUAUGUAAUUAUUGUGAUUUCUGAUUUUUAGUGUAAUCUGAAUAUGUGUAAAACAAUUUGAGUGCUAUGAAAAAUUUGGUUAUUUUUAAUUA
Chenopodium quinoa (quinoa) is the source of this 1140-nucleotide messenger RNA. RefSeq names its product dirigent protein 10-like. The transcript has a single exon. The record is from RefSeq and is a predicted model, not a curated record. NCBI's taxonomy places the organism in Eukaryota, Viridiplantae, Streptophyta, Magnoliopsida, Caryophyllales, Amaranthaceae. Bases 32 to 1039 code for a protein of 335 amino acids.